This is a messenger RNA of Amphimedon queenslandica, 470 nucleotides long. RefSeq lists its product as uncharacterized. Bases 50 to 388 code for a protein of 112 amino acids. The record is from RefSeq and is a predicted model, not a curated record. Lineage: Eukaryota; Metazoa; Porifera; Demospongiae; Haplosclerida; Niphatidae. The transcript has 3 exons.
CAGUAUCUAAUUGAUGAAGAUGAUUUCAGUGUCAUCAUUGAACUGAUUGAUGGUCUGUACUGGAGACAUAAUGGAAUGUGUGCUCAUGGAAAUAUUUUUAAAAAUCAAUCAAGUAUGGACUCCCGUUCCCAUGGUGAUGAUAUGCUCCGCCCUCUUCCUAAUAACGGUUCCAUUAGUGUUUGUAUCAGUAGAGAGGUGGUAUAUAUUAUUAGGACUGAUACUAGUAUUGACUGGUGCUCCUGUCUAUCUAUUAUUAGUACACAAUAAAUAUAGACCAGCUGUAUUUACAAGGAUAAGCAGUAUGAUAACUGAUGUUUCCAAUAAGAUAUUUUAUACUUCAUCAUUCAACAAUACUGAGGACAUAACUAUUGAAUAUUCAUAUCAAUAACUAUUAUAAAUAUUAUUUUAAUAUCAUCGACUGCAACUAAGUUUAUCUAAGCACCACUAUUGGUAGUGGUUUGUGUGGUUGU